AUGUCUAUGGCCUACGUAAUGGGAAAAGAGCAAGAGGAGGUUCUGCCAUACCGUAUUAUGCGUCUCAACCGUGCUCCAGCCGUUGGUCCCGUUGCUCGUAAAGAGGACAAUGAAUCUACCCACAGUUCUUGCGGGUACGACAGCAGCCCCGCUACAUUGGAGUCUGAACGACAGUAUCAAAUAGAAGGCGAAGGCCAAGAAUGUGCGAGUUGCACCGCUUGCAGCGGUAAAGUUUAUUUGCAUGAUAAAAUUACCGACGAUAUAGUUCCUGUUAUGGCAACGACAACAAAACCGUCAGUGACGACCACCUCUCCGCCUGCGCAUCGUUUGCGCAGAGGUCGUGGCCAAGCUAUUGUUCGUGCCGCAACUGAUCAUUUGAAAGGAGGAGGGGUUCUCGUUGAAGAUGCUCCGGAACUUAUUUAUGCUGGCCGGCGGGCCCCACGGGGUUACUGUGCGGCUGCUGCUCAACAUGUGCAACUCUUCGCCACACCGACGUCCCCAUCCGAAACACCGGCGGAUAUAUUUUGGGCAAAAGUCAAGUCGUCUCGACAGUCCCGCCUCGCUAUGCUGCGUGGCAGUGGUCCCCUGUGGUGA
This is a messenger RNA of Trypanosoma brucei brucei TREU927, 594 nucleotides long. RefSeq lists its product as hypothetical. The record is from RefSeq and is a predicted model, not a curated record. Lineage: Eukaryota; Euglenozoa; Kinetoplastea; Trypanosomatida; Trypanosomatidae. Bases 1 to 594 code for a protein of 197 amino acids. The transcript has a single exon.